AGAAGAUAUUGUGUUGAUGAUGUGAGAAUGAUGCUGUAAAGGUCUCCUCCCCUCCCCUCCUGCUCUCCUACUCCUCAUUUCCACUCCUCACUUCGCGAUCACUCACGAGCAGAUCUCCGAGGUCCAGCAUCAUGUCCUCAGACGUCCAGCUGCGCGAGCGAGCGGACCCGGAGAGCAACAGCAGCGACUGAGAUCAGGUGUCGGGAGUUGUCAUACGUAUAGUAAACUGUACCUGAGGACCAUGGAUACAAUAAACUUCACCUUCUGGAACGCCUCUGAGGGCAACGAGACUGUGGAGACAGUGGACGAGAGCCCGUAUAAGACAGUGGAGGUGGUGUUCAUUGUACUGGUGGCCGGCUCACUAAGCCUAGUGACCGUUAUCGGGAACAUCCUGGUCAUGCUUUCCAUCAAGGUAAACAGAAGCUUGCAGACUGUCAACAAUUACUUCUUGUUUAGCCUGGCCUGUGCUGACCUAAUCAUUGGCCUUUGCUCUAUGAACUUGUACACAGUCUACAUUGUGAUCGGAUACUGGCCGCUCGGCCCGGUCGUGUGCGACUUGUGGUUGGCGCUGGACUACGUGGUUAGCAAUGCCUCGGUCAUGAACCUGCUGAUUAUUAGCUUCGAUCGCUACUUUUGUGUCACCAAGCCGCUCAGUUAUCCAGUCAAGAGGACGACCAAAAUGGCCGGGAUGAUGAUUGCGGCGGCAUGGGUUUUGUCCUUCAUUCUCUGGGCUCCGGCAAUCCUAUUCUGGCAGUUUAUUGUUGGCGGUCGCACAGUGCCAGAGAAGGAGUGCUAUAUUCAGUUCUUCUCCAACGCCGCGGUCACUUUCGGCACAGCUAUAGCUGCUUUCUACCUGCCUGUGAUCAUCAUGAUGGUGCUGUACUGGCAGAUUUCCCGCGCUAGCAAGAGCCGCGUCAAGAAGGACAACCGCAAGCCGUCGGGGGCCAACCUCGACGUGGCCUCUUCCAAUCAGAUCCGUGAAAACACAACCAACAAACCCACCAACAACAACCUAACAGCUGAAGAAACAGAUCGAGGACAGACCCAGCUAACAGAUGAUGCCGCCAUCCACCAACAUGACGCCAAACUCCAGAAUGGCAAAGCGCCAUCAACGGCGAGUGGAGAAGCGGAAGAUGGCGGACGAGGAAACGAGGAGAAAGAAAGCUCAAAUGACUCCACCUCUGGAAGUGGCGCCGUAAACAAUCAAAAAGAGGAGGCGGUGGCACCAUCAAUAGCCGAUGAAAACCAAGCUCCGGCUAGGCAUCGCGCCAAAGCUGGCGGAUCCAAACUGACCUGCAUCAAGAUCAACACCAAAUCGCCAAAAGGAGACUGCUACGCUCCGUCGAACGCGACUGUGGAGAUCGUUCCUGCGACCGAAAGGCAGAAUCAUGUGGCGAGGAAAAUCGUGAAAAUGACCAAGCAGCCGCCAAAGAAGAAAAAGGCCCCGUCUUCUCGGGAAAAGAAGGUCACGCGCACCAUUAUGGCCAUCUUGGUGGCGUUUGUCGCAACUUGGACGCCUUACAACGUCAUGGUCCUGAUCAACACCUUCUGCUCCAGCUGCAUUCCCAACACCGUGUGGACCAUCGGAUACUGGCUCUGCUACAUCAACAGCACGAUCAACCCCGCCUGCUACGCCCUCUGCAACAUCACCUUCAAAAAGACCUUCAAACACCUCCUGCUCUGCCAGUACAAGAACAUACGCUCCACCCGAUGAGCAGAAACAUGUGUGUGCGCAUGCCUUAUAUUAUACAUGUGCGUCUUCUGGUGACAAAGGUAAAUGUGUGGAUGUGUUUGUAUGUGUGAAGGGGUCGUAAGGAAGUAAAACCAGUUCAAAUAGUCAGAAAUUAGGGUGAAUUUAGGGUAAUUGGGACAUUUUUUCCCAUUGAAAUGCUUGGGAAAAGUGUCCAAAUCAACCUGAAUGCAAACAGAGACACAUCAACACUCGCCAUACACAGUUUUAUAAAUCCUCCAUCUUUGUAGAUUACAUUUUAAUUUUUUAUUUUUUUGCUUUCAGCUACAAAUCAGACUGCAUUUAACACAUUUUACAAUGUUUAAAUCCGACUCGCAGUCAGAAAAUGCAGUCCUCAGACUGUGUCUACAAGUGUGUUUGCGUUCAUUGUUUUUAUAUAUAUAUAUAGAUGGUCUGGUGUAGCACUUUACACACAUAGAUGUGAUGCAUGUUACAAAAGGAGGUAAAGAAGUGCUAAAAUAUUUGAUUUAUAAACAAAAAUGUAAAAAAAAAACGAGCAUAUGGUCAGAUUGGAGUCUGUCCUAUUCAAUAAUACACAAAUAAGGGGACAACAGGGCUGACUGAUGAUCCAAACCAAACGCGUUUGAGCUUCAGUUUUAAAAUCACACCUGUACAUACGUGUAUAUAAUCAUGUACUGUAUCCGUGUCGUGUGUGUGUGUGGUUGCAUGCUGGAUGACGUGUGCGCUCAACAUUAAAAUCCACUUAAAUUAGUCUACAUGAAGCCUGUUUACUUGUGUAAUCAACUUGAUUUAACGUAGGGUGCUAUAAUUUCAUCCAGAUCACUAACCCUCAUCUUUCCCUCAGAGUCAAAAUCACCCAAAGCCCCAAUUGAUUGUCGAGAAAGCUGAUUUUAUUUCAUUUUGAUAAUAUUUUUUUUAAAAGCAAUUUUUUUUAUUUACCUUUAAAUUACUAGAUUUGAUCAAUUAAUAAUAUAUAAAUAGAAAUUUAAGCACAUUCUUUCAGCUUAAAUUCAAAAUAACUCAUGCAUUAUCCUUUUAAUUCAGCUCAAAAUAUCUUACAUUGGGUGUCUUUGCCGAACUCUUGUGGAAAAAUAGUAAUAUAACAUGAUAUUUCAUGACUCUUGCCAUGGCUUUUUAGCUUUUUUGAGUAAAUGAGCUGUUCCACUGGGUCCUAAAGUCAGUUCUUCAGUUUGCAUUCAGAUACACAUCAUUUAUUGGUAAAGUUUUUGCAUUUUUAGGUUUUUCUAUGUGUUUUUCACAUAGUAAGGGGGUCAAAUAAAAACUGAAUUUAAAUUUCAACCACAAAACUCCUUGAAUCCAUUCAAUUGUGUGUGUGUGUGUAUUCGUGGUUCAAGUGCAACAAAAGUCCUAGGGUCUUGACUCUGAUGAACACUCAGUUUUAAAAAAUGUUAUUGACUUUCGGGUCAAAAUGACCCGGGGGAAGGAUGAAUGUAAAAGAAACAGAUUAAAGACGAUGUGCAUCAAUAAAUAAGGCCAGAAACGUGUUAAGGAACCUACAGGCUCAUGUUGACUUUAAAGCUUCGAUUGUGUCUAUGACAGGUAGCAUGGUUGCAGUGUGUGUGUGUGUGUGUGUGUUUGUCAUGUGCUGUGUGAGAGGGUUGAAGAGGCUCUCUGCUGUGCCCGUAUGUUAAAGUGGAUGAGUUUUGAGUGCUCGGGGUUUCCAGGGAUGCAAAUCUAACCCUUUUAAAGAGAGCAGACGCGCAGGAUAAAGAGGCUCUCAGACAUUAGCAUCCACCUCACCUCUGCUUUGCAUUUACACAAAACAGUUCACUCA
Messenger RNA from Pimephales promelas (fathead minnow), 3506 nucleotides. It is a transcript of the gene chrm2a, whose product is annotated as cholinergic receptor, muscarinic 2a. Gene Ontology annotation, molecular function: G protein-coupled acetylcholine receptor activity; G protein-coupled serotonin receptor activity. Gene Ontology annotation, biological process: adenylate cyclase-inhibiting G protein-coupled acetylcholine receptor signaling pathway; G protein-coupled receptor signaling pathway, coupled to cyclic nucleotide second messenger; regulation of smooth muscle contraction. The record is from RefSeq and is a predicted model, not a curated record. Lineage: Eukaryota; Metazoa; Chordata; Actinopteri; Cypriniformes; Leuciscidae. Gene Ontology annotation, cellular component: dendrite; plasma membrane; synapse.